ACGCGCAUUUGGAGUUCAGAGCCCAACAAGCAAGCAGUGGAGCGCCAUUUUAAACUCGAUCGUUUUUGUGCUAUUCGGAGCGAGAGUUAUUAUUUUUAACCCCGAAAAAGUGUCCCCAAUCGUGCAUCAUUCUGUUUUUGCGCGUAGAUAACAAGAGCAAAGUUCCUCUCGAGGAGAGACUAACCCAGGACGACGCGUGUGCUUCGAUCGCGCUCCCCCUCCCCCGGAGGAAGAGGUUCUCCUGGGCGGACGUGGUGCAAUAUUUUUAUUGGCACCUCUAGCGCGUGUCCGACGACGACCUAGUUGUUGCCAUAUUAUAUAUUUCAUAUAAAUCAUAACAACUCAAAGCUUUCAGUGUUAUCAUCGUGUGCGUGCCCUUGCAUAUACUAUCGGGAUAUCGGGAAUAUCGGGAUCUGUGAUCUGUGUCGCGUGUGUGCAUGUGUGUGGUACCCGUGGGGCUCUCGCGGUGAGGCUGAACCCGGGCAGAGCAGACAUCCUCUUCGAGAACUCGCACCCAAAACGUGGGAUUCUUUUGGGGAACGCCCAAUGAUGAUGGUGAUGAUGACGAGGAUAAUUAUCGUUCGUCAGUAUCAGUAGUGCUGCUCGUUGACGUCGUCAAAAAUGCUGUGAUAAAGCGUGUCCGGAGUUUAAGACUUAAUAUUAAUUUGUAAAAAGGAAGCAUAACUGCCCAAAGAUGUCUGGUGAUGCGAAAGAAAUAGUGGAGGAGUAUAUCUCUUCCCUGACGGAGCUUACAAACAACAGUAAACCCUUGAUAAGCAUGUUAACAAUUUUAGCAGAGGAUUAUAUUGAACAUGCCCCUGCUAUAGUUGAAGCAGUCGAAGCUCAUUUAUUUAAGGUAUCAAGCGAGAUUAAGCUACCCGUGCUCUACCUCAUCGACUCGAUUAUCAAAAAUGUCAACAAAGCGUACCUGAGAUUGUUUGCAAAAAAUAUCGUCAAUAUGUUCUGCCAUGUCUUCGAAAAGGGGAACGAGAAUACAAGGAUGGGCAUGUGGAAGGUGAGAACGACGUGGAAUGAAGUGUUUCCGGCAAAAAAGUUAUACGCCCUGGAUGUUCGAGUGCAAAAAAUUGAUCCAGCUUGGCCUAUAACGUCCAAGCUACCCGCUGGUACAAAAUUAUCAAGUUCAAAGUCUUCUUCCAAGCAUCGUGAGGCAUCAGCACCAGCCCAACCAACGCCACCGGUGUCUAAAGUAUCUCCAGUUCAGCCUACGGCAACGGUCACGCCGACGGUUGUAAUUCCCGCACCUGUGGUUAAGCUGCCGACUUUAACCAAACCAGCGACGGCUACCGAGGCUGAGAUGCAACAGGAAUUGAUUAAAAAGCAAAAACUGCUGCUCGAGUUGCAAAAGCAAAAAUUAGAUUUGGAACUCAUGCAGGCAAAGGCAAACCUCGAGCAGCAGCGCCGACAACUCGACAAACAAACUACUCUGCUGAAGCCAGAUCUAGCCGUGCCACCUGAGGAUGACUUGGAACUAACGGUUGAAGCGUCAACUCCAUCUAAUAAUAUUUCAAAUACAUUAGACAAGCACCCUGGUGCGAUUAGUCUCUUUAAACCGACAGAAAACAAAAGUGGCGUGAGAAUAGCCCCUGCCAGCAGUAUAGCUGUAGCUGCCGCGAAGCAAAUAGCAGGUCGUGAUCCGCGACUCAAAUUACCUGCUACUGUGUCCAAAGAAAGCAUUGAAGAACUUGCAAAGCAAAAAAUCAUGCAACACCUAAACAAGCUGCAGCAACAAAACAAUGCAAGUUUAUCGCUAAACAACGAGUCCGUUGUUAUGGCGACUAUCAAUAAUAAAACUGUCGAAAAUCAAAGGGUGGAUGGAAGCCAAAAGAAAGAUUCUGCUGGCUCAAACUCCUCGCUUCUUAACAACAACGUUGUCAAAGACUCGUCAAAAAACUCGAGCGCAAAAAGUUCCUCGUCUCGCGGUAGAUCCACGAGAAAAAUAGGCUGCAAGACCCGCUCGAAAACACCCUCCCCGUCCCCGUCGCCUACAAAAAGUAAUAAAUCGGACGAUAAUUCGCCUUCACCACCCGAGAAACGCUCGAAAAAGUCUUCGAAAUCUCGCAAAGCCCGCAAUCCUAGUCCUUUAUUACCUAGCACCGCAUCGAGCAACAGUAACAGUAGCUCAUCGUCCUAUCGUAUCCCCAAGCAUUCGUCUGCACUAGACGCGCCUGGUAGUAACAAGUCGUCCUUACCAACAACGCCAGACGACGAGGAGCAGUCGGGUUCUCCACCGGACUCGCCACCCUAUGACCCGGCGGCUCCGAUCACGAGCUUCAAAAACCUGCGGUCGAGCACGCGACAUAGAAAUUAUAUCAGGCGAAACAAGGAGGGUAGCAGGAGCCCCGAAAGUGGCGCUGAGGACGCAGGCAAGGACGUCAGUUUGCCAGACACCAGCAAAGAUGAGGAUCUCAGAGCACCACUAGGUAGCGUUAACGUAGUGGUCGCGGCCGCGAGCGCUGCCGCACUUGAGAAAAUGUCUCACCAACUUUUUACAGAAGAUUUAGAUCUGCGCGUGCUUGCGGUGCCAGGUGGCAAGAGGCAAAACACUGACACCACUGAUGCUUCAAGCGCCAAAAAGACCAAGACUGGUAGAUUCGAUACGCUCUUUGGUAGCGAGGACGUUGAUUUGCGCACUUUGACAAAUCCGAAUGCCGGCAGGCCGUCAACUACACCGCCCCCAGCCAUAGUCGAAGACAAAGACAAGGAUAAUAGCUGGGCCAAGCUGAAAACGCCGAUAAAGACGGAAAAUGACGCGCCGAGACCGCUGCAAGAUCGAAAUCGCGACAAACUAGGUCGGCCGCGCUUCUACAACAAAAUCGGUGCCUCACCCGAGGACGGGAAAGAGCGCCGCUUCCGGGGACCCAACAUGAUGGCUCGCGAGUUUGACAAGCAGAACGAGCGCAAUAUCGAGAUCAUCAUAAAGCAGGCUGCCGAACAGCUCAACCAGGGCGAGAUCACCAAGACUCAAUACAACAAGCUAAUUCAAAACGUGCUGCACAUGAGCGAAGAUCAGAAGCUCAGGGCGGCCCAGCGCAAGGAGCAGGAGAUGGGCAUGCUGAUGUGGGAAAAGGGCGAGGGCCCUAAUAUCCCUGGCGCCGCUGCAGUUCCUGGACAGAUCCUCGGUAACGAGGAGAACAUUCGCAAAGAUUUUCCUCCAGUGAUACCGCAUCCACGGGCUACUGGCCCCCAGAGCGUCCCUAGGUGGCAGGGCCCUUGGCACCCAACCUGGGGACCACCGCCUUCUCACGGAACGCCUAUAUUCACAAGUGCACCACCUCCGCCCUUUCCCCCCGCUGGUGGCCCUCCUAUGGGUGCCCCCUGGCAGAACCACCCAAGAAUGUUUGGUCCCCCUCCUGUACGAACAGAGUUUCCGUACCCCCCGCCAUUCAACCCACGCAUGGUACCACCUCCUCCGUUGGGCACGAAUGGCCCGAUGAUGAUGCCGAACGGCCCGAUAAAUCCCACGAUGGCCAUGGGCUCGAUGCCCGGAGGGCUGAUGAGCCAGAUGCCGCCCAAUAUGAUAAUGGGCAACGGGCCAAUGAGGCCCGACAUGCAAAAACGCCUGUCGCCAACGAACAGUGCCGUCGCGUCCGCCUCUAGCUUGGUUAAUAAUGUCAGCAGACCAGAAACGGAUAUGAACAGCAGCACCCUCAAUCUGUCCGGGGGACAGGUGAGCAGCGGAGAACUACCUUCCGCUGAUCCGGCGCUGCUUGAGGAAAUAGCCAAGGAUACCAUGAAGUCCAUCAACAUCGACAAUAUACCGCGAGAAAUCAGGUACUAUGGCAACAUUGGCAUCGUCUUCAUGAACUGGGACGAUCCGAGAGACAUUGGCUUUCAGGGCGGAUCUAGGAGGAUAUUCAUCAAUGGAAAGGACUCCAUUGUGUGCAAUUUCAACGAAGACUACAAAGAGUUUACGUACGAAGGGGAGAUUCAUAGGAUAAAGCUUGGCACACCCACCAGAGAGUUGUAUGUGGAUGGUAAGUGGUACGAGUGUUACUUUGGCGGUCGUCCGAUCACCGUCGAUCUCGGUAACAAAAAAGUAAGCAUCAAUUUGGAGGGGCCGAUUCCUCAAGUAAAAAUCGGCACAAUCCGGCGGACAGAUCUCGUUAUCGGUAAAAUAAAUCUAAUCAUCAACGCAAGAAAUAUGGUGCCAGUCUUCCUCGAUUCCAAGCCCCAAAUGUUUGAAGUUGAGGGUGUGCCGUGCUCCCUGGAAUUCGCAGACGCCCUGCAAACUGUCCUUUUAAACGGCAAGCCAUUCCGCGUUGAGUUCGGUGGCUUGCCAAAGCCUGUGAUUAUCGGAGAGAAAAAGCACUUUAUUCGCUUCUCUGUCCUUCCACGAGGCAUACGUGCCGGCCACGUUAAAAUCACAGGCAUGAGAGGCGAGCAACCAAACUUCAAUCAAUCAUCGUCAGCAGUAACAUCUGCGGUCACUACUCAGACUACCAGUAAUCAUCUAGCCAUGGCGUCGACGAAAACCACGACGACGACUCUGGCUUCGUCGCUAACGAUGCCGGCAACCUCUAUAGCUAGCACGCCUCCCGCGAAUCCCAACAUCCCACCCGGUCUUGAUCUCGACUCAACCUCUCAGGACGGCACGGACACUCCAGGCUCUGUCUCCAAGUCCUCUGAUCUCCAAUUAGACGUGCUCUCCUCCAUCGUACCUUCAGUCAUGGCACCGUCUUCGGGGCUCUCCUAUCAGGCGGAACCGGCGGAGAACCCGCAACCAGCACCAGCUCCGGCUUUUUCUUUGCCAACGAAUAUAAGCGAACUGUUCCAGAGGCUCGUCGAGACCGGUAUCGUGCCCAGUCUCGACUUGUCCAAGAGACAGGAGGAAGAGGAGAGGAGAGAGCCGGAAAUGAUUCCCGUGUCGUUUGACAAACCAGAAACAUUGAAAAUGAAACAACCAGCUAUGGUGUCGGCCUUGUACACCGGUAUGCAGUGCAGCUCUUGCGGGGAGCGUUUUACGCCGGAAAUGGCCACUCACUACAGCCACCAUUUAGAUUGGCACUUUAGGCAAAAUCGUAAAGAGCGCGACUGUGCAAAGAAACCACAAUCGAGAACGUGGUAUUACGAUAUCCACGACUGGACACAGUUUGAAGAAAUAGAGGAUCUUGACGAAAGAACGCAAAGCUGGUUUGAAACUGAAAAACAGGCUAGUGAUGCGGAUGGAGCUGGGGGUGACAAUGCUCUCACAGAUUUGGAACAGCCAAGCAUUCCAGCUCAAGGCCCUAGUCCACAUAAAUGCGAAGUUUGUCAAGAGAUCUUUGAGCAAUUCUUCAAUGAAGACAUCGAGGAAUGGCACAUUCGGCCAGCCGUUACUUACGAAGGCAAAAAUUACCACCCUCUCUGCCUUCAGGAUCAUAAGGAAAAACUUCUUGCGAUCUCUCUUGAAAAAUCGACUUCAGUACUUGAGGUAACUGCAACCGAGGUAGAAGUAGCACCACCUAAAGAAGACCUGGAAGUGGAAAUUGAAAUCAAGGAAGAGCCAAUAGAUGAGAAACCAAUAAUAAAAGAAGAACUAAUCGAGAUGAUGGAGCCGAUUGAAGAAGUGCCGCUUUUACAGCCAGGCGAGAUUGUAAAAUCGCCAAAAAUAGAGGAGGAACAUAUAGUCGAUGAGAUGGACGACACAGAACUUAUUGAAAUCAUUGAACCACUUCCUCGAAAGAUAGAAAUCGAAGACCUCGUUGAUGAUUCAUCAGAAGAAGAAACCAAAGAGAGUAUCAGAGAAGAAAUCGAAAGAGCGAAGGAGCAAUGCAAGAAACUUGAGGAAAAAAUACCCGACGACGUACCAUUGAUAUUUGAAAACGUUCGAAUAAAAGAAGAACCAGUCGACGAGCCAGAAUCCGAAGUGAGUGUACCCAAAUCGGCAGUAGUAGAUACGACUCAGGUGUCGGUCAAAAGCUCGAUGGAUGGCAAUAUUGAGCUAGAAUCCUCAGCCACCAUGGUAACACCAACAGCUCCAUCGAAAAUCAGGAUAAACAUGGCAAAGUCCGUCAAUACGACAGUUGUUAAAGAAGCCGUAGAUGCCAAGAAAAAAGAGAAAGAUGUGAUCAAGAGUACAGCACCGACUCCAGCACCAGCUAAGCCUCUUUUCCCUGCGGCCAUCAAGCCCUCGCUCCAGGGCAAAAAACUCUCGAUACUGCCGACAGUGGAAAAGGGCCAUGAGCUAUCGGCUCUUUGCAGCAUAAUGUAAAUAUAGGGAGCAGAUCUCUCGCG
Messenger RNA from Copidosoma floridanum, 6234 nucleotides. It is a transcript of the gene Pcf11, whose product is annotated as Pcf11 cleavage and polyadenylation factor subunit. Gene Ontology annotation, biological process: mRNA 3'-end processing; termination of RNA polymerase II transcription. NCBI's taxonomy places the organism in Eukaryota, Metazoa, Arthropoda, Insecta, Hymenoptera, Encyrtidae. Gene Ontology annotation, molecular function: RNA polymerase II complex binding; mRNA binding. Gene Ontology annotation, cellular component: mRNA cleavage factor complex; cytoplasm. The record is from RefSeq and is a predicted model, not a curated record.